Molecule: messenger RNA, 1985 nt
Organism: Paramecium sonneborni
Lineage: Eukaryota; Ciliophora; Oligohymenophorea; Peniculida; Parameciidae
Source: the annotation of a GenBank genome assembly
AUGAGUUACAAUAGCAAAACUAUUGAUUUGAUUCUCAAGGCUUAAGAACCAAAUUAAAAGUAAUUCACAUCCUUUCAAUAAUUCUUUAAAACUAAUCAUCCACCACCUUUAUUAUUUGAAAAAAACAUUACUCCCAAGAAUGUUAAAGCAUAGCGUUCAUUCUCUAAUAAAACAUAAGAUUCAAUUAAAGAAACAAAAAGAAAAAGCUUAAGCUAACUCAAAUACCCAGAAUAUAGAAUGUUAAAAAUAUAUGCAAGAAUUAAACCAGGGGAAUGCUAACUUAAUUAUGACAAGUAAUCAAUUCUUAUUGAAACUAAUUCUUAUAAUUUUGAUAGAGUAUUUGAAUAAUCAGCUAAAUAGGUAUAUAUACUUAUAACUAUUAUUAUAGGAUGAAAUCUAUGAAAUUAUGGCAAAAUAGACAGUUGAUGAUUUUCUUAAUAAUAUAAAUGGAUGCUUAAUGGCAUAUGGAUAAACAGGAAGUGGAAAAACAUUCACAAUGUUUGGAGAAUAAAGCAAUCCUGGAAUAGUUUUAAGAACAUUCACACAUUUAUUUUUAAGAAAUUAAGAAACAUUAUAUGUUUCAAUACUAGAAAUAUAUAAAGAUCAUGUUUAUGAUUUAAUAUCUGGAGUUUAAGAUUUAAAAUUAAAGGAAGAUUUAUAAUUAGGAUUUUAUGUUGAUGGUUUAAAAAAGAUUGUAUAAAUUUUAAAUAAUUUAAUAUAGAAAGUAGAUAAAUUGUAAAACUGUUAAGAAUUACUUUAAAUAGCUGAAGAUAAUAGACAUGUAGCUGAGACUAAAUUAAAUGCUUUGAGUAGUAGAAGUCAUUUAAUAUUAACUAUAUAAAUGGGAAAAGCGAAGCUACAUUUAGUUGAUUUGGCAGGAAGUGAAAAAGUUAAUAAAACUGGAGCAAUAGGUGAAACUCUUUAAGAAGCUAAGAAAAUUAAUUAUUCAUUAUCAUGUUUAGGACAUGUUAUUCAAUGUUUAUCAUAGGGAUAAGAUCAUAUUCCAUAUAGAGAUUCUAAACUUACUAAAUUACUAAUGGAUAGUCUACAAGCCGAUUGUAGAACAUCAAUUGUAAUGUAAUAUUUCAGAUUUUUAGAUUGUUGCAAUUUCACCUGAAAAUAAAAAUUAGGAUGAAACAGUCUCUUCAUUGAAAUUUGCUUAGAGAGCUAGAUUUAUUAAAAAGGAAAUAAGAAUUGCUACUUAGAAAAAGACAUAUAGAGAUUUAGAAUUAGAAAUUACAUAAUUAAAAUAGGAACUAUUGGAAACUAAAUAAAGAAUGAGUUAAACAAGUUCAGUUUCAUAGUUUCAAUGUAGAUACAUUACUGAUUCUGAAAUUCCAUGCACUGAAAGUUUAAGAUUAACAUAUAGAAGUAUGAAUAAUGAAAAUAAAGAAAAUUGUCUACCUAAUCUCAAAAUACAAGAAAAUAAUGCUUAAUCAAAUUUAGAAAAUAAAAUUAAUUAAAUUUUUAUUGAAUUGUAGGGUUUAAACAAAGAAUAGAAUUUAGAUAAUUUAAAAAAAUAGUUAAGUAAAAUUAAUGAUUUAACUAUUGAAUUAAAGAAAAACUAUAAAGUUUUAGUGAAUACUUAAGGCUUAAAUAAUAAUCAAUUAUAAAUUUAAAGUUAAUUCAUUGAAACUUAAUAAGAACAAAAUAAGCAAUUAUAAAAAAUUGCUGAAUAGAUUUCAAACAUGGACUCAAAUAAACCAAGUUUUAGUAUCGCUAUUAAUAAUAUGAUUAAAAAUUUAUAACAAUAACAAAAAUAAAACAUUGAGGAUAUGUAAUUGAAAUUAGAAAAAAUGUAUUGUGAUAUAAAAAAAACAACAACUGUGGCAGAGUAUAAUUAGAAUAAUUUAGCAUUAAAAUUAGUUGCAUCUCCAAAUAGAUAAUAAUAAUAUUAACCCUAAUAAUAAUAAUAAUAGAUAAAAAGAUCUUAAUCAAAAACAAAUAUGAAUCCUUCUGUAAAAUAUUUAAAAAAUAAAAAAUGA